Amoebophrya sp. A25 is the source of this 1572-nucleotide messenger RNA. Lineage: Eukaryota; Dinophyceae; Syndiniales; Amoebophryaceae. The record is from the annotation of a GenBank genome assembly.
AGCAGCUUCCUGGGCCGGAAGAUCUUUACCCUGGUGCGUCGCCUGGUCUAACAAGCCGAAUGGCGUACUUGGAGGAUAGGGUCAGCAGAUAUCUAAAGGGAGAGGAAAUAUCCCCGCGCAAACCUGCCGAAUACUGGGAAAGGAAACAAGGCACGAGAAAAGGACAGGGGGGCGAGAUAAAGGGGACGCAGGCCGUAGCAGACAGCGUCGAAGAUGGGAAGGCAAGUGGAAUGAAGAUGGAGGACACUACGAUAAGCAGCGCCGUUCCCAAAAACACAGUAACAAAAGCCCUCUCUCCUUCCCAAGCUCAGCAUCUGGUAGGCGCAUCUUUUUCCGGCUCCUCAUUACGCAACCAGGCGCAGCAAGAAGCAGCAUCUGUGUCUGUCGAAGAGGUUGUGCAGUCUGUUGCUGAGGGUUCGCAAGAAGUUUCGCACUCUGAGCUCUAUACAGGCGUUUCGAAUUCGCUUUCAAACUCGGCGCUUCAGGUUGGUGGUGGGCACUCCCUUUCCAGUUCGCAAUAUGCCUCGCUGGGCUCAGGUGGGAAUGCAUCUUAUGAGAACAGCUUGGCUUUCUGAGUUGGUAGGGAAUUGGAAACAGAGGGGUUUUGUGAGUGUCAAGACACAUAAGCUUCAGCUUUUUAAUGUUGAAGAUGAACUUGUCACUGAUAGGAAUUUCGACAAUUCCCCAUAGAUGCUCCUUUUCAUACCCUCUGGCUACAACCCCCUGUAGCGGACAACGCCUCAAACCAUUCGGGGUCUCCUGUUUCUGCUACGUCACAUCGCUUCGCUGACGGUGCGGAAACAUACCACACGAUGUCGGACGGCGGCUUCCAUAGUGGCACUGAAGGUAUAUAUCAGAGUGAGCUCGAUCUAGACCACCUGUCUGCGACCAGUGGCGACGCGCUCGCAUCUUUGGAGAAUUUUUCUGCGACGAGUGGACGAGGACAAGAGUACGCGGCUACGAGUAGUCGAGAGCAAACUACAGCUGCGCAGCAACAGGAUGGCAAUGCUCACGUUGCCCAUGAAGGCCAAUAUGCUGUUGACAUCCUUGCAAGUUCAGUAUUUCCAGUUCCUGAGGCACUACCUUCUCCUGCGAAUGCGGAUCUUCUUGGCGAUGGCAUCGAUGUAACUACGCAAAAUUUCACCAACAACCUAACCCCUUUGCUGGGAACAACUACAUCUUUUCAGCCACCACCACUAUUGGCAGUUGAGUCGGGUGAUAGUGUGCAAGUGCAACCUAUGUCGACUGUGCCUGUAUCUGUAGGCGAGCACCACCCUUCGCAUUCUUUUCCUGUUCAGCCAUCACCUUCAGCUAGCAGGGAAGACAUGGGAGCACCCGCUGGAGCUGCAGCGGAACAACAAGUAGAACCUCCUCGAACUCUAGCAGCAUCGUCUACCAGUUCAAGUUUUCCAGCUUUCAGCCCUACCGACGACCUUCUAGGAAGCACCAGACGGCUCACUGCGACAUCAAGACCCUACAACCAUCAGCAAGCUGGACGUGCGUCUUUGGAUACUCCGACUUCUCUGUCGAUAUCUGUAGAAGACUUCAAUAUUGCAGGUAGCGCAAAGAAGG